Cydia pomonella (codling moth) is the source of this 1663-nucleotide messenger RNA. RefSeq names its product protein THEM6. The record is from RefSeq and is a predicted model, not a curated record. Lineage: Eukaryota; Metazoa; Arthropoda; Insecta; Lepidoptera; Tortricidae. The transcript is spliced from 6 exons. The coding region runs from base 542 to 1237 and encodes 231 amino acids.
ACUGAAAAGCUCUCUAUUAUAUCAAGAUUUUAUAUAAUACUAUUAACUCCCGACGAAAAAAGAAGGGUGUUAUAAUUGACCACUAAGUGUGUCUGUGUGUCAGCUGUGUGUCUCUGUGAGACUGUUUGUGACGCCGUAAUAGCUCUUGAACUAGUACCGAUUUGGAUGCAGUUUUUAUUUUUCGAAGCUCGUCUAGCCACCGUCUAGCGGUAGUUUUAAACAUGUUUUAUCAAGACCAGUUUAUCCGUUGCUCUUUUUUUAGCAAGUCUUGUAUGUAUUUUCAAUUUAAAUGCGUCCUUUCCAAUAUAUAUAUAAGUCUUUAUUUCACAACUUUCACAACCAGACAUAUCGAUUGAAUGCGCGCGCCGCACCUCCUGUCAAACGCAAAACGUGAAAAUAUUUGAGUUGACAUCUCAUUUUAUACCUAUUCUAGCGCAAAAUAACUAAAAUAAAUCACAAUUGUAGAUAAUUGUUAUCGGCAAGACGUGUUUUUAGAGUGUUAGUGAAGAAAAUGUACUCUUUGUAAGCCGGUUUUAGAAGAAUGUGGCCGCUAUGCAUCCCAGCGUGGGGCGCGGCGGUGGCGGCGGGCGCGCUGGUGCUAUACGGCACCAUCGACGUGGCCUACUUCGCGCGCAUGUUGUUUACAGUCACGCGCGCUAGGUACUUCCGCAAGAAAGCCUGCCUGCUUGAGACCACGGAGGUUGGCUCCUGGGUCCUCCUCUCCGACAUUGACACUCUCCUCUACCACAUGAACAACGCGCGCUACCUUCGCGAACUGGACUUCGCUCGCGCAGACUUCUACGAGAGAACUGGACUGUAUUCCAAUAUUAAAGCGGCUGGCGGGGCCGUCGUGCAAGCGGCUUGCACUAUUCGCUAUAGGAGAUAUCUGAAACCUUUCACCAAGUUCACAAUUACGUCUAGAGUAAUCUACUGGGACAACAAGACCGUCUUCAUGGAGCACGAGUUCGUCGGCCCCGGCCGCUUCGUUCACGCGGUCGCCGUGUGCCGACAACGCGUGAUCGACACGGCCGCCGCGCCGAUUGCGGAACUUUUGGUCCAGCUGCAUUGCGCGGGGACUUGCAAGCCGCAGCUGGGGAAAAUGCCGCCGGAGUUGGAGCUAUGGGUGCAAAGCAACGAGAUAAGUUCUGCCCGCCUGCGGUCUACCGUGGUGCCUGCGCCCUUCCUGCCAGCCUCCCCUCAAAUAGGUUCUGGUGAAUCCAUCACCGCUGCAGAAUGAAGUAACGUUUCCAACAGGGAACACACACUGAACCUGAUGCGAGUUACAUGGAAAUGGAUGAGGAUAGCGAGAACUUUUCAAUUCAUUAUAUUUGAUGUUUUGUAAACGUCGGCUUGGCUAUAAAAUGGUCCAAGACCUGAAACCAAGGCUCGAAAAUCGGGCUUUUAUGCAGAAAGUCAUGUGGAGAAUACCGGCAUGUAACAUUUUUGGUUGGGAAGAUCGUCAUUAGGGCGAAAAUACUCGCGAGUAUUUGUAUACGUAAGUCACUCAGACACACGGCCUAAUUCGAAUAAUGCUUCUAAGAGAUCACUGCGGUACGAUACCGAUCUGCCAUUGUCAAAAGUUACUUUUUUGGUUGAAGAAAUGUCACUUUUGACACUGACAUAUCGUUAACGUACCGCAGUGAUCCCUUAGAAGCAAUGUCAC